AGACUGAGAGAAUGGAACUUGUUAGUGGGGAUAGAUGUCGAUUGGACAAAAUUUGAAACAAGUGAUGAUAAGAAUAUGUGUUGGGGAAAAGAUAGAGAAGUUUUUGCUGGACGAAUAGCCUCAUUUAUUGCCCGUUUGCAGCCCAUACAAGGGGACAGAAGCUUUAGGAAAUGGAAAGGUUCAGUUUUGGAUUCAGUGAUCGGAGUUAUCUUAACACAGAACUUAACAGAUGCAGCUUCAAGUAAUGCUUUUAUGUCGCUAGCUGCAAAGUUCCCUCCAAAACCAAUAGCAACCGAGAAUGAUCCAUGUUAUAGUCAAGAGUUAGUGAGGAAUACAUGAUUGGAUAUGAUGCAGAAGGUCUUCAAUACUUUGUAACUGAACCUGGACAUGAAAGAGACAAAGAAUUUGAGGAAGCAACAGAUGAUUUGAUUGAUGAAUUGGAAGAAACAAGAAUGAACAACGAUUGCAAAGAUUGUUUUCAUGUGGUCAGGACAAGUACGAAUUCUACUGAAAGCCUCAAUGGUGCUUGUGUAUUCAUGGUGCAAAGUCAAUAUACUAAAAUUCCAAAAGGAGCUCGUUUGAAAAUAUCAAGAUUAAAGGAGCAUAAUUACUUAAACUUGGGUUUUGGUAAGAGAAAAUCUACUUCAAAGGAGGAAAUUGAUUCGAAGGAAGAAGAGAUUGAUUGGGAGAGUGUAUGGGUACAAUAUUCCACCGGUGAAGAAGUAAUGAUCAAAUGGAUGCAGUGAACUGGGAGGCAGUCAAGCUUUCAGAUGUUAA
Hibiscus syriacus is the source of this 777-nucleotide messenger RNA. Its product is annotated as DEMETER-like protein 3. The transcript has 3 exons. Gene Ontology annotation, biological process: DNA repair. Gene Ontology annotation, molecular function: DNA N-glycosylase activity; DNA demethylase activity. NCBI's taxonomy places the organism in Eukaryota, Viridiplantae, Streptophyta, Magnoliopsida, Malvales, Malvaceae. The record is from RefSeq and is a predicted model, not a curated record. Bases 76 to 339 code for a protein of 87 amino acids.